Harmonia axyridis is the source of this 2388-nucleotide messenger RNA. RefSeq names its product protein disulfide-isomerase A5. Bases 130 to 2040 code for a protein of 636 amino acids. The transcript is spliced from 9 exons. Gene Ontology annotation, molecular function: protein disulfide isomerase activity. Gene Ontology annotation, cellular component: endoplasmic reticulum. Gene Ontology annotation, biological process: protein folding. The record is from RefSeq and is a predicted model, not a curated record. Lineage: Eukaryota; Metazoa; Arthropoda; Insecta; Coleoptera; Coccinellidae.
UUUUGUUUAACCUCAAAAGUUUGAAUAGCCACGAAAGCCAAACGAAAGGAUGGAAUUCUUGUUAUAAUUUUCGUUAGAAAUGAAUUGAAAGAAUAUUCAUUAGUAUUCGAAAUAAUUAUAAAUAUCGUCAUGAAGUUAUCUCAUAGUUUACUUAUUUUCCUGCUAUUUUCUUUUUGCCCCUCCUACAAUAAUGCUAAAACAAAAACUAAAAGUACCAUUGACAACAUCACAGAUUUUAAAGAUUUCAAGAAAUUACUAAGAACUAAAACAAAUAUAUUGGUUUGUUUCUCUCGAUCUUUCAAAGAAUCAUCUCAGAUAAUAAAGAUAUUCAAGGAUGUAGCUGAAAGUAUUAAAGGAGAGGGUACUAUGGUCUUGGUCGAUUGUUCUGGGGAAGCUAAAAAAAUGUGUAAGAAACUGAAAGUGAAUCCAUCACCAACACUUUUACGACAUUAUAAAGAUGGUGAUUUCAAUAAAGAUUAUGAUAGAAAAGAAACUGUUAACUCAAUGCUGAACUUCAUGAGAGAUCCAACAGGUGAUAUACCAUGGGAAGAAGAUAGUACAGCUGAUGAUGUUCUACAUGUUUCUGAUUCAGCAAAUUUAGCACGUCUUAUAAGGAAAGAACAGAAACCUCUCAUGGUUAUGUUUUAUGCACCCUGGUGUGGUUAUUGCAAAACUUUAAAACCAGAAUACGCAGCAGCUGCAACUGAAUUGAGAGGAUAUUCCGUCUUAGCUGCUAUAGAUGUUAAUAGACCUGAGAACAAUGUAAUAAGAACACAUUACAAUAUUACAGGGUUUCCUACAAUGUUAUAUUAUCUAAAUGGUCAAAUGAAACAUGUCUAUGAAGGAGAAAAUAAAAAAGCAGCUAUUGUUUCAUUUAUGAAGGACCCCCAAGCACCCCCUCCUAAGGUAAAAGAGAUGUCAUGGAAUGAAACUCAAAGUGAUGUUGUACAUUUGUCCUCUGGUGAUUUUGAUUCUACUUUGAAAACACAUAAUUCAGUACUUGUGAUGUUUCACGCUCCAUGGUGUGGUCACUGCAAAACAAUGAAACCAGAAUAUGAAAAAGCAGCAGCUACACUGAAACAAGAUGGUGUUUCUGGUAUUUUAGCGGCAGUAGAUGCUACAAAAGAACAAUCAUUAGCUUCUCGAUUUGCUGUGAAAGGAUAUCCAACUGUUAAAUAUUUCUCGAAAGGUGAUCUUCGUUUCGAUGUCAAUUUUCGAGAGGCCAAUAAAAUCGUAAGUUUCAUGAAGGACCCGCAAGAACCACCACCCCCACCACCUCCAGAAGCCGCAUGGUCUGAGGAAAAGUCAGAAGUAGUGCAUUUGGAUGAAAAUGAUUACAAACCUUUCUUGAAAAAGAAGAAACAUGCUCUAGUUAUGUUCUAUGCUCCAUGGUGUGGUCACUGUAAACGGGUGAAACCUGAAUUUACUAAAGCCGCCGAUCAUUUCAAAGAUGAUCCUAGGAAGGCUUUUGUUGCUAUUGAUUGUACAACACGUCAACCACUGUGUUCUGUGAACGAGGUAUCUGGUUAUCCAACGAUAAAGUAUUUCAGUUACUUAAAUAAGGCUGUGAAGAGUUAUAGUGGUGGUCGAACGGCUGAAGAUUUUAUUACCUUCAUGAGUAAUCCAGAUAGCGCUGGUUUACCGCCAUCUCAACCCAAGAGUGUUCCUAGUAAACCAAGUGCUCCAAUUCAGACAGAUUCUCCUGCAUUGACCCUUGACAAUGAUAAUUUCAAGAAGAGUAUAGCUUCCAAAGGGCAUACUUUGGUGUUUUUCUAUGCUACAUGGUGUGGUAGUUGUAAUCAGUUCAAACCUAUUUACCAUGAUGUUGCUAGAGAAUUGGCAGGUAAAUUACCCAUACGUUUUGCUCUGUACGAUUGCACUGACGGUGGAGAUGUCAUUGAUGAGUAUGACAUUUCUCAUUUCCCAACGCUCAAACUAUUCAGAAACGGUAAGUACGAGCGUGAUUUUGACGGUAGGAGAAACCAGGAAGACCUGAAAACGUUUGUCACAAAAUGGACCAAACCUAAAGAUGAACUAUAAUGAAAUACAUUCCAUAAUGUGAUCAUGAAAUAUUGAAGGACCAAUAUUUUGUUUCUGUAUUAAUUUACGUUUCAUAGUUAAUGAGAUUAAUUGAAAUUUUUUCUAAGAUAUACCUUUUUAUAGUAUUUUUUGCUCUAAUCUUACCGAUAUGUGAUAAGGUUUUUCUACUCACUUAUUUAACUUUUUGACUUUAUUGAAGAAUUUUUGUCUACAUAGAUAAUUAUUGUGAUCUCUCAAAUGAAGUUAAUCAAAUGUUUGUUUUUGAUCUGAUUAUAUUUAUACAUUACCAUAUUGUGAAUUGAAACAUUAAAUGAAUGGUAAAUUAAAUAAAAAAGUUCUGCCAUGUUA